GUUUCUGCGGCGAUACCAGUCGGGGAGUUCAUCGCUAUGUACAAGUUCUUGGCGGACAUGGACGCCGGGAAAGACGUCAAGUACUACAACGGAUAUAGAGAGGGGGAGUCUCCACCAGAAGAGGAGGCAGAAGAAGAGGCUUCAGCAGAAGCUACUGAUGCUGGCGGCGAAACUCGUGUUGCAAGAAUACUAAACCUGGAUUCAGAUGAAGAAGAAGACUACUGGGGAGACAAGAACGUUCAGAAGCUAACACUCAUCGAUGACCAUGUGGCUCAUAAUGCCAGACUCAGUAUGAAACUCAAUUUGCCAGUGAUUGGCAAGAUUGAGCGGUCUCCAUCCAUUGAGAGAGCGAGAGAAAUAGAAAGAGAUAACUUUAAUAGGGAGAGAAGAGGUAGAGCGGCUCCGUCUGAAGAAACCGAAAAAAAACUGAAACAAAUUAGUACUGGGAAACUAGCUUCGGAUCUUCCUAAAGAAGAGAAAUCCAAGGAAGUAGCAGAUGUACAUGAGAAGCAAGCUGUGGAGAUAUUUGUUUACGAUGAGGAUGAUAAGGAAGUCGAAUACGAGAUAUACGGUUAGAAUACAGUUGUAA
Messenger RNA from Trichoplusia ni (cabbage looper), 589 nucleotides. RefSeq lists its product as uncharacterized. Bases 37 to 576 code for a protein of 179 amino acids. The record is from RefSeq and is a predicted model, not a curated record. The transcript has 7 exons. Lineage: Eukaryota; Metazoa; Arthropoda; Insecta; Lepidoptera; Noctuidae.